Molecule: messenger RNA, 2387 nt
Organism: Gopherus flavomarginatus (Mexican gopher tortoise)
Lineage: Eukaryota; Metazoa; Chordata; Testudines; Testudinidae
Gene: CDH24
Product: cadherin 24
Biological process (GO): calcium-dependent cell-cell adhesion; multicellular organism development; cell morphogenesis
Cellular component (GO): plasma membrane; adherens junction; catenin complex
Molecular function (GO): calcium ion binding; cadherin binding
Source: RefSeq, a predicted model, not a curated record
UGUCCCCCCAAUGGGGUAGCUGGAUGGGGGCCCAUGGGCAGCACCCCUCGCAGGAGGCGGCGUGAGCGGGCAACAUGCCCAGCGUCCUGGGGCUCCUGCUGGCCUGGCUGGGGGGCUGCAGCUGUGCCGGACACCUGGGUCCCCCCUGGCCGGGCUGCCGGGGGACCUCACCCCAGGGCUGGGAACGCCCCCUGCUGAGAUCCCGACGCAGCUGGGUCUGGAACCAAUUCUUCGUCAUCGAGGAGUAUGCUGGCCCUGAACCUGUCCUCAUCGGCAGGCUGCACUCGGAUGUGGACCGGGGCGAGGGGCAGGUCAAGUACGUGCUGACGGGCGAGGGGGCCGGGACGGUGUUCGUGAUCGACGAGCGGACGGGGAACGUGCAUGUCACCAAGACGCUGGACCGGGAGGAGAAGGCCCAAUACACGCUGCUGGCCCAGGCUGUGGACCAGGCCUCGAACCGGCCCCUGGAGCCGCCCUCCGAGUUCAUCAUCAAAGUGCAGGACAUCAACGACAACCCGCCCGUCUUCCCGCACGGCCCCUACCAUGCCACUGUGCCCGAGAUGAGCAACGUGGGCACAUCGGUGAUCCAGGUGACGGCCCAGGAUGCCGAUGACCCGAGCUAUGGGAACAGUGCCAAGCUGGUGUACGUGGUGCUGGAGGGGCUGCCUUUCUUCUCCGUCGACCCCCAGACCGGCGUGGUGCGCACUGCGAUCCCCAACACGGACCGGGAGGCGCAGGCCGAGCUGCUGGUGGUGAUCCAGGCCAAGGACAUGGGGGGCCAUGCUGGGGGGCUAUCGGGGAGUGUCACUGUCACUGUCACCCUGAGCGACGUCAAUGACAAUCCGCCCAAAUUCCCCCAGAGUUCUUACCAGUUCUCGGUGCUGGAGACGCAGCCGCCUGGCUCCGCCGUGGGGCGGCUCUGGGCCCACGACCCAGACGAGGGGGAGAACGCGCGGCUCAGCUACCGGCUGCUGGACGGCGCCGGGCCCUUCGCCAUCAGCACUGACCCGCUGGGCCGGGACGGCAUCCUCACCAUCAGCCAGCCGCUGGACUUCGAGCAGCGCCAGGCGUAUGCCCUGCGGGUGGAGGCCGCCAACACGCGGGUCGACCCGCUGUACAUCCGCCAGGGGCCCUUCAAGGACGUGGCCACCGUGCACGUGGCUGUGGAGGAUGUGGCCGAGCCCCCGAGCUUUGCCCAGCCCAGCUACCAGCUGGGUGUCCCCGAGAACAGCCCCCCCGGCACCGUGGUGGGGAAGAUCACAGCCUCUGACCUGGACACACCCAGCAGCGCCAUUCGAUACUCCAUCCUGCCCCACUCGGACCCCGGGCGGUAUUUCAGCAUCAGCCCCCAGGACGGGACCCUCCGCACGGCCCUGCCCCUCGACAGGGAGACGCUGGCCUGGCACAACCUGACCGUGGUGGCCACCGAACUAGACAGCCCGGCACAGGCUGCACCCGUCCCCGUGGUUGUCCAGGCCCUGGACGUGAACGACAACGUGCCCACGCUGGCCCCAGGGACCGAGCCCUUCGUCUGCCACGGCACCAGGCCUGGCCAGCUGAUCCAGACCAUCUGGGCCCUGGACCGGGACGAGGAGGGGUCCGGGAGUCGGGUGACGAUUCGCUCCCCCCUGGGGCUGGGACCCUCUGACAUCACUGUGUGGGACAACGAGGAUGGCUCAGCUGCUCUCCUGCUCCAGACCCCCAGGCUGCCCCCCCUGGGUGGCCCCCCCCUGCUGGUGCCCCUGGAGCUGGUGGAUGGGGGACGCCCACCCCUGACUGGCACCCCCACUCUGACACUGAGCGUCUGCCAGUGCCGGCCCGAUGGUGCCCUGCGCUCCUGCCAGCACCCCCCCGCCACUGGCGCCCCCCCGGGGCUCAGCACUGCCGCCCUCCUGGCCAUGCUGGGCUGUGGCGCCAGCCUGCUCGCGCUGGCGGGGCUCCUGGCCUGGGGGCGCCCCAAGGGGGGGGCACGGAUGACGCCGGCGGAGGAGGGCGAGGUGCGUGAGAACAUCAUCAGCUACGACGACGAGGGGGGGGGCGAGGCCGACACCCAGGCCUUCGACAUGGCCGCCCUGCAGCGCCCACCCGCUCCCGCGCGCCCCCCCGGGCCCCCCCGCCUGGCCGCCUGCCUCGCCAGCCGCCUGGGCCGGGCCGACGCCGACCCCCGGGCCCCCCCCUACGACUCGCUGCAGGUCUACGGCUACGAGGGGGGGGGGACGCCCUGCGGCAGCCUCAGCCCCCUGGGCUCCUCCUGGGGGGGCAGCGAGGGGGAGGGGGGCGAUCCCGGGGAGUGGGGGCCCCUCUUUCGCACCCUGGCCGAGCUCUAUGGGGGCCAAGAGGGGCCCGCCUGAGGCCACGCCCACCUCCCAGCCACACCUGAGAGGCCA